CAACAGACAAACUGAGUUCUCAGAUUGUCCCUUGUAUGAAUGUAAAAAGCCCAUCUCAUACCAGUGACAAUGGAGUGGAAACCAUUAGGAAAUCCUUUUCUCACUCUGUUGGGCCCAAGUUAAAAACAGCGCUGUCCAAAGUGUUCAGAAAACCACCAACAGGUGCAAAUGGGGGACGGGGCCCCAAAGUUCUGGGGAGGAUAACAAGCAAAUUUCACUGGAGACAAAGAAGAGACAGAAACUUUAAAGAUACCAAGAUGAACAGAAGUAAAUGUAACAUUAAAGCAGCUGUGUCAUGUGAGGAGCUUGACCAAAGGACUCGGUUUGAAGAUGUUAGACAGAGGCGGUGGCAUAGUACAGAGACCCUGACGAACAAGACCAGCAGAUGGGUCGAGAGGCAGCAGGAAUUGAUCAGAUGGGAGGAAGAUGAUAGGGAGGUGGAGGGAGAGAGGGAAGAAGCAGCAUCAGACUGCGAGAGCCUUUUCUCUCUUGAUUCUCUGUCCUCUGCUUAUGCAACAGCCCUAGUAGAGCAGCUGAGACACGAGGAAGCAGCUCAGAGUGAAGCAGAAAGUGAAGACAGUGAGAUGUCUAAAGAUUCUUUGGCUGUGGGGAGCUGUGAAAAAUACUCUAUAGGGAGGAGACUUGGCCAAACAGUGGUUCCAACUUACUCACUGGUGGCAGAUGCCUCCUGUUCAUCCACAGUGCACAACAAGACACGAGAGAUCAAUUUAAAAUGGGACAACUGUCAGAAACCUCAGGUGAUGCCAGCAGAGGCAUAUUGGAGCCAGCAAGGCUCCCCAGAAACAACACAUAGAGAGGAAAUUGGUGCUACAAGCAAAUCCCUUUCCCAAAAGCCAUUAGCAACAGAUUUGAGAGGCAGAGACAUUGUCCACAACUUGAUGAAGGACUUUGGUAACAUGCAGACCACUUCAACAUGUAGCCCCCGCUCCCUGAUCAGCUGUAGUGUGAGGGAGUCAGAGAGCCAGCUGCCGCUCACAGAUGCCUGGUCCUCCACCGAUGCAGCAGACAGUCCCAGGAUUUACAUGGAUUCUCUACCUUUCCAAAGAGAGAUGAUGUUCAGAGGUGUGGAGAGCAGCGCCAGCAGCAGCCCGAGUCCAACCAGUAUGAACCUCUCAGACUCUCGUAGCGGAUCUGGAAGCUCAACAUCCACCAGCUCUGAAGCUGUAAAUGUAACGGUGCAGACUCAAGCCUCGCAGAUUCUAACAACACCACACAAUGCUUUGAUAUCACAGAAAGAUAUAGAGCAAUCAGAAAGUAUGCAAGAGGCUUUUACAGAUACUUCAAAUGACAACAGGGACAGACGUCCACCAUGUGUGCCCACCACAGAUCAAAUUGCGUGUUUGUCACCCACCGAGAUCCCCCACACUACACAACUAGCAUCAGAAUUGCCUCAGGUGUUCACAGAUGGACCUGAUGCGGUUGCUGCUGAUGUUGUGAUGUCCUCUGACACCGAAAUGUGUACCUCAGGUUGUCAAACAGAAAUGCAUUUCUCCUCAAAUCCUACAAAGCAAAGUCAAUUAUUUAAUACAAUUUUUGACACUGCAAGUGCCUUCAAAUUGUCCACUGAAGAUAAAGUACUAUGCAAUCUCGAUGGUGCAAAAGAAAAGUUGAAAGAUAUGCACAAAUACGAUUUUACCAAAGAUUUAUCCCCUACAGGGGAAGAAACAGUAGAUGGGGUUGACGCCAAAGGCUCUGAGCAGUAUGUUUCACUACAGCAGGAACUUGUUAAAUCGCCUUGUAAAAAUUCCAGGAAGAGGAACAAAGACCAGCAGGAUGCUUUCAUGGGCAGCCUAAAAAUUCCAAAAAGGAGCAACAGCGGAGAGUUGGUGAAUUUCUGCUCUACUCCACUUGGCAGCCAAGAUGAUAUUUGGCUUGAUGACAAUAACAACACUAGUGACUCUAAAGGAGAAGAAUCUCCCGCGGAAACUGACAACCCCGGAUUUGAUUCUUCUCACGCGGAUGGCAGCGUUAGACAAGACACAGUGGCUUCAGUGGCAUCGCCAGUUUCUGAUCCUGUGUCCACGAAACUUGGACAGAUUUGUCUGAUCUCUGAGGACUAUGAAUGUGGUUUUAAAAGCGGUGACAAAAGUUCUCAUAGUGAUAAUUCUGCGGGAGAGAAGAAAGCAGUUGAAAAAGGUGAUGUAACAAUAAAAGAAGUUGUUGAAGUAUCAAAAGAGGGCAAAUCCCAAAAUGAUAAACAGGGAAAACAUCAAGAAAAUAGAAAACACACAUGUCAGUCAGAGGCAAUUUGUAGCGCUAUUGACCUGAGAAUCUCAGAAGUUGUGAAAGAGCACAUGAAACUGUCAUUGCUCGGCAGCAGUUGUGACAGGAAUAGGAGUCAGAGCCUGAAUUCCUUGUCAUCAUCUGCAUGUCAUUUUAGGUGUAAAAGUAAUGAACAUAAUUGUGGAGAAAAACAGAAUAGAGGUGAGAGGAGUGAUCAGGUGAAACAAGUGACAAACUUCAUUGGAAACUCAUUGGACAGGAAAACAUGCUUCAACACAAUGGAUAAAAAUGAGCAGCAGGCCUCAGACAUACCUGCUGAACUGUGCACUAACCAUUACAACAACACUCUCAAGUCUACUGCAGUAACACAAACGAUUGACCAUGCUCAGAGCUAUUCUGAUGGCACAUCAAAAAAGCCAGUAAAUGAUUGCUGUGUUUUCCAAAACUCCUCUUCAGAAACCAAGAACAUUAAAUCAAAUCUGACACUGAAACGUCACGGAGAAUCUGAGGACACCAGCAACCUCACGUUGAAACCAAUGAGUUUAUCCUCAGUGAGUGAUUUCACCUCAGCAAGAUGUAUCGAUUCUCAAGCAACUGCUGUGGAGAAAAAUGAUACAAGUCAACAAAAAGAAAAUUCUUAUCUCAAUCCAACUGUCAGUUUUAUUGGUACAAAAAGAGUGGAGUAUCCGAGCUGCUCUGAAGGCCCUGCUUUAAAUUCUGAUUUCCCACAACUUCCCCAAAUUGCCCUUGACACACCUUUCUCCACUGAUGCCGCAAAGGUGAACACUUGCUGUAAAUAUGUAAAGGAUGUCAGUAUGGAAGACGCAUCCAGUGUUCAAGAUGAGGACUGUCACUCAAAAAAACAUAACUCUCCAAGGGCAGUCAAACAGCAUUUUCAAAAUAGCCCUCACUUGUCCGAGGCUGUGAAAAUAUUCUGUGAUGGAGGAUUCAGCCAAUUCAGACCGCACGACCAUCACAGUGACCAGAAUACAUCCGCUCCUGAGAACCAGCCCAGACAUGAUGAAAGUGAAACAGACACCAUGCUAGGAGGUAAACCUUGUAUCAAAGCACAGGAUCAGAUCAGCAAUCUACAAACAGAUUCAAAUAACUUGGCUCAGACCUUUGUCGUCAAUAUGAAUUACAAAAACAAAUGUCAAAAUAUGCCACAUUCAGAGUGCAAAUUUGAUAAAGAUACCCGUACCCAGAGCCAAGGUGAUUAUGUAAUGAAAAAUGACAAAGAUGUAUUGAUCCCCCAGUCAGAGGUGCAGCUGCCAGAAAGCUUAGCAGAGUCUAAAUAUGAAUGUGGUUCUACACAGCCGCGACACAAAAUGCAACAGGGAAAUGGCUUCAAAAAUAGAAGAUCUGUAAUGCCCCAAGAGUGCAAGAUAAACACACCUGCUGCCGCACAGGGUAAUUCUGCUCUUAUAUCAAAAAAGGCCAAGACUAAGAGGUUCAGAAGGUCUAAGAUCCAGACUCAUCCCACCUCUUCCUCUGACUCCUCUUAUAAGUCUUCAUCAGAUGAAGAGGAUGACAAAACCUCCAGAGUGCAUCACAGCAGACUUUCAUGUACAGGGGGAAAGGUUGGAUCUGAGAGUACCGGCAAACUAGAAGUCAGACAGCUUAGAAGUAACGAUGCAGAUACUUCUGCUGCAGUGUCAAUAAGAAAAUGUAAAGUGAAGACUUGUUCUUCAAAAACUGAGGUUCAGUUUAGUAGAAAUUGUUGCCAAAAAAGACAUUCUUUACCCCCGCUUGCAAAGAAAAGCGAAACACAUCAUACACUGAAGACGCAGGACUCCGCCAUGCAUUUUGCCUCUAGCGACAUCAAUCCUUUUGUUCACUGGCAAGACGAGGAGUCAAACCAACACUGUUAUAAAAACCCAGCAUUUGGAAGUGCCGCCGACCUUUCCUGUAAGUCUCCACUUUUGAACAGCGCCGAAAAGCGUAUAACAAGAUGCUGUAGUGUCGACGAUGGUUUGAACGGGCAAAACUCUCCUUUCAACUCCCAUCUCAGCACUUACGCCACCAACAAGGGGCUCUCCAGUACGCUCAGCAGUAUGGAGGAUUAUAAAGAACAAGUCAGCAAAACAUCUCAGAUUACGACACAUCAACAGACAUCCAUUGAAGUUCACAGUCGCCCAGCCAAUCUGACAGUGAACAGUAGUUCUUCAAGUAAUGAUGGUCCCAGCAGUUUUGGUAACAACUCCAGUCAUGUGGAUGAAAUCAUGGUUGUUUACUCAUCUGAGCAAGAGUCAUCUCAGGCCAAUAAAACACAGGCGCAAAAGAGGAGGACAUGUGAGCAUGGCACUCAAACUGAGCGUAGCCUUCAGACAAUGCUGGUUUAUGCUAAUAGUAGCAGUAGUAGUGCUCUAAAGAGGAAGGAGCGGCACAAAAGGAGCAACACUGAUGUACCUGUGACACAGAAAACCAAAGUGGACAUUAAAGAAUCUUCAACGUGGGCCAGUAUGGAAAGCAUGUCAGCCCAUCUCUCAAAGCUGAUCGACAGCACCUCAGACCUGCUGGAGGACGUCCAGGGAAUGAGAACAGGUGAAGUCCUCAAAUUCAGUCCACAAAAGAGCGUCAACUUGUCAAAUAUCAGCAUCUCUUAUAGUGAGUCUAAAGACUGCACCAAGAGAAACUGUUCAACUCAAACGGCAGUAGAUGUUGGGAUUCAAACAGAAAGGUCUUCAAUACUAGCAAAGAUGGAAGUCGCUAACCAUCAAGCAUCUAGUGAAAGGUCCAAACCUCAUGAAGUCAAUGUGAUAGUCAGAGUGAUUGGUUCUGAGGUUGUCGGUGUGUUGAAAGACGAGGGUGUUCACUGUGUGGUGAAAACUAAAGCUAACACAGAUGAAAAGAUGCAGAGCAUGCCCGACCUGAGGUUUAACACCUCUGCUGCAGCAAAAAGGUCUUCGAUACAAUCAGAGAAUGACCCUCUCAAAACACCACCUGUGAAGACUGCAGCUGAAUGUCAAAGACGUGUAAGAUCGGCUUCUUCUAGAGGUUCAAAGCAAAGCACGCCCGAGGCACUGUGCCGCAAAAGUGUUGCAGUCUCUGAAAUCACCCCCAGAUCAUCAAGAAGCAGCUACCAAGAAAAUCACAGCUCUUCACCGUGUUCACAGAAAGAGACUACAUACAUAGAUCGUGCAUCAUCUCCCAUUCUCACUGUGGGAAUGAGAUUACAUAUGAAGCAGGGAGGGAAACGCUCCACACUUUGUCCUCCAAAAUAUCAAGAUGGAAAUACAAACCACGCUUCAGAGGAAGAGAGCCUUAUUGUGUCUCUUAGCAAGCAGUCAGCAUUUACAUCUAUUUCAGAAGACGAUCAAAUACCCAGACAGGAUUGUGAUGUUUCCUCUAUUAAAUCAGAGUCUGUAUCACUUGAAAAGGUGAGUGAAAUGAGUUGCUCCAGCCCAAAAGGCUCUGAUAAGGGCUCUGCAAGCCUAAGUUCAUCACUGGAUAGAUAUACAGACACUGACAGGAGAAAUGUCGCCUAUAAAAACAAAGGCAACACUCAGCCCAGUCCCAAAUGGCAGAUGACUUGUCCUCAAAGUCCCCAGUGGAGGACUCCGACUUCUACUGAUGGUUUAACUAUACAGAAUCAUAUCUCUCCCAUAUUAAAACAGACUGAUGUACCCAAACAGCCGACUAUAUCUAGACAUGACAGAACAUCGAACUACACAACUAAACAGAGACCUGCAGUGGAUUCUGUAGAUUUUUCCGUCAAUGCCUACAAUCCUUCCCCAAUCAGCGCCAGGACUGUUCAGCUUCAAGAGGACGACACAGUGUCACUGGCACCCAGCGAGUGCAACACGGAUAUCCUUGUGAACACUAAACCUGUCACCAGCACGGCCAUGUGUCCAGAACAGGAGAGAGUCCCCGAGGACCUGCCCAUUCACAAUAAGUUCACCAACUGGUCAGGAAUCAACUGUGAACAAUCAAAGCGCUGGAGUCUCCCCAACAAACCGGACACGAGUUUUAAAAACGACCAUAAGGAGAGCAGAAACUGUGCUGAAUGGGGCGAGAUGGAGAGUUACGGUUCAAAUGCAGAGUCCAUGGCGCAGAGCGACAGAAGGGCGAGAGAGAUAGAGAGGCUACGCCAGGAGAGAGAGCAAGUGAUGGCAACAGUCAGCCUCAACAUGAACCCAACGCCGCUGACUGUGGAGCUGACUGAAGCCAAGCUCCAUUAUGGCCUGGGAGAGACGGAUACACUGUUAAAGAUGCUGUCCCCAAGAUCCAGAGAAGAGAUGGAGCCACCAACCCCUGCUCCUUCCAAUCAGCAGCUGUAUGAUAGACACCGCAGGAGUAUCGAGGGUUUGAGGCAGGAGAGGGAGGUUCGUCUCCAGACUUACCGGAGAGCUCGUAGUCUGAGUCCUAGCAAACAUCCUCGCUCCUUUCCUCAAGAGGCCGUUCCCUCCGCCAAGGUUUCUGCCGCCAUGCCCAGUCGGCGUAAAGACUACCUGCAACAGCUGCGCCAGGAGGUGAUAGACAGCACCAGAAUACCAGACCCUCCCAAAGGAGAGGGCCAGUGCCCGUCUGAUAUUGAGCAGCUGUUGCGUGACUACGGCCGUGCCCGGGAGGAAGCCAGGACAGAGAUUGCAAAGGCACGGGAACGACUGCGAGAGAGGACUGAGCAGGAGAAGAGGAGGCUUCAGCAGCAGGCCUUGUCUCAGGAAGUAAAGGAUGACCUGAGGCAUCGGACUAGAAUCAGCAACAGCACCUUGUGCACAGGAUCCAGCCUGAGUCUUUCCUCUGGACCAACGUCCGGGUACAACAGCGGCAACACUGUCCAGCUUUCACCUGGCAACAGACCAGUUCUUACUGGACAGACCACAGGGUUCCAGGAUGAAGGGCUGAAGGUCAGGACUCGUCCUCCUGUAUGUGGCCCUCAAAGUGUGAAGACACAGAGUGCCUGGCUGUCUGCCCAGGAUGUCCGUCUUGAGACUCUUGUCACCGGGUUUGAGCCACUGAUGACCUCAUCUCCAUCACCCCCGAUGUGUACUCGACGGCGCACCGCCUCCUUCGGUUCCUCCUCUUCCAUAUCCACAACUUAUCAGGAUAUCACAUCCAGCCUCAUCGGCCGAGCUCUAGCUGAGGUGCGGCUUGCUUCCUCUGGGGAUUUGAGCAACCUGAUGAUGGGAAAAGCCGCAGCAGGCUGGAAAUACCAGGGAGAAGAACGAGGCAUCCAGGCUUACUAUAAGCCCUCCUCCAGCCUGUCUGUCCAUGGUUUCCUGGGGGCCGGGGAGCUGGACAGACCCCUGGACAGUCUGUGGAGCCUGAUCUGCCAGCUGUCCAAGAGCCACAUGUAUAAUCAGUCAGUCCGUUCUGUCUGGACACGACCACUAGAUGACAGUACUCAGCUGGCCUACAUACUAACAGAUCCGUCCACCUGCCACCUCAGCCAGCCGCGGGACUUCUGCUGCAUCAGCACCGAGUCCAAGCAGGGUGGGCUCAGCAUAUUGGCAAUGCAGUCUGUGUUCGAGGAGUCUCUGCCUCGUCCCAGUGUGGAUGCCGUCCGAGGGGAGAUGAUGCCCAGUUGCUGGAUCCUGCAGCCAGUCAGACGAAGUGGACAGGAAGUCACCAGGGUCAUCUACCUACUGCAGGUGGAUCUAGGCUCUCCAUCUUUUCCUCACCGACUCUUGAACACUGUUGCCAGGAGACAAGCAGCAGUCAUCGCUGAUCUUGAUGUUUUCCUCGCUUCGUAAGUCCGCGGGAUGCACGAAGACGCAUCUGCAGUGAGCACUUAGACUUAACUGUCUCCAGCGUGGAGUUAGUCUGUCUUUUCAAUUUGCACCUAAAAAUUAUUUUUACUUGACUUUUUAAGAGCACUGUUACAUUAUUUCCAGCUACAAAGUUGAAGCAGCUUUUUUUCUAUGAAGGUAUUUAAAAAAAUAAAUUUUAAACUGUAUUUUUGUACAUGUUUGUAAAUGCUUUUAACAAUCACAAUCCUAUUUUACCAAAGAUGUGUUAGAAGUUGAAGGAAAUGACCUGCCGUGACCCAUUCUGUGUAUUGUUCUUAAUUUUAGGCAGCUUGAUUAGUACCACCUAUUUAGCCACUAUAUAAUACCUGUUAGCAGUAUGGUGUCUUUUGAUUUCAUACCAUAUGCUAACUUGGACAGCCAAAUAUGUUAAAGUCAAUGAGGCAUAUAGCAAGAGAACAUUUCAAUUGUCACUCAAAAGAAAUUACACUAAUUAGGCGAUAUGUUAUAUUACUAUGCAAGUGUUUUUCCUGUCUUUUCUUCCUAUGUAUAAGAGAUAUAGCCAGUUGUGUAGUGACAAGGAUGUGUCAGUACAUCUGAGAUUAAAACCAUACACAGAUGGCAGCAUAACUCUGUGCCACAUCCCAGUUAUUUAGUUUUUGCAAAUACUCAAAUGCUUAGUUAUAUCCUAUUUUGGUUUACUGAUGAGGUUGAUAUGACUGAUACAGCAAGUGUUUGAAAGGCAUGUAAGUUUCUUUUCAGCCAUGCUAGCAGCUUGGCUCUACUGAUAUCUAGACUUCUCCUGAAUGUCCAUGUGUCCAGUACUUUAAUUUAUAUAGCAAAUGUUCACAUGCCCACAUGUUAAACUAACCUAAAUAGUGUACACCAUACACCUGCUUAACAUCUGCAAGUUAGCAUUGUCAUUGUUGGUUUUGUACAUUUUAGCAUUUGUAUGUUAGCAAUUUAAGUCAAUGUACCGCAAAUGAAAUUGACCACAUCUGAGCUGAGCUGAAUUGUUCCACUUAUUUACCCGGAAACUGCAAAUCUUAACCACUUGAUGACUGUAAUUGUGCAGAAAAUGUAUUUCGAAUGUCCUUCCACAGUUGCAAAGAGGGACAAAGGUAUGUAAGCUAUGUAUUGUAUAGUACGGGUGGUGUAUUGACGGAAAUACUAAUAAUGAGUUACUAUGUUUAUCUGUGCAGGCUCUGUUGAUUCUUAUUAUUUAACCCUCUCUGCAGAAAAAUUUAGUCCAAAAACACGUUUUGUAGCACAAACAUGGAGAGACGGAGUUGGAAGGUUGAUAAUAUAGUUUUCAGAUAUAACAAGUCAAAGGACUUGCAGGCUGAUGUACUUUAAACCAGAGGUCACUGGUUCAGGAAGCAUUUGGCCUGCUGAAGCUCCAGGGAUGACGCUCUGUAGCCAACCCAGACCCCUGACCUCUUUUUUUUUUUUUUCAGUAGUACUACACGGUACCCUAAAUAAGCAUAAGCUGGGUUUUAAGGGCUUUUGUUCCCCACCAUUUUAUGAAGUUUCUAGUAUUUAUUUAGUUUCUUUUGCCUUCUGUUUGAGAUGCUGUUGAAUGUGUUUUAUAGUUGAUUGUUGUUUUUUUUACGAGCAAAGCAUGAUGCUGUUUACAGCAGCUUGCACAAAACUGUUAAAAAUGCAUUUAUUGAUGUUCAUAUUAAAAAGGUGUUUUGUUUUUUGUUUGUACAGUAUUGAAACUAUGCAGAAGCUGAUCAAAGACAGGACUGUUCUCAGUCAAAGUUGCGUCAGCUGUAUCCAGAUUUGAAGCCAUAUUAUUUACAGUAGUUGAAGUUUCAGGACUUUUUUGGCACUGCAGCUGCAGCGCUCAGUUUGUGACUGAAGACGUUCCCGAGGGAACCAAAGAGAAAGGAACAAAAAUACUGAAGACACAGAGUGAAGGAACGUCGUCACAACUUCUUGUACUGAUAUCUUUUUUGUACAUCUUUAUAUUUUAAAGUGUUUUUGUGUGAAAUGGCAUUUUUAUUUAUGUUUGUACAAUGUAUUGUAAAUGUAUUUUGUUAUAAACAUUCUGCUUCCUGUCGCUAAUAAGAUGUAAUGUGGCCACAUGUUUGGCCAUGUUUUAUGGAGACAAUACAUAUUUUUAAAUGAUUUGUUUUCUCAUUUUUGGAUUUGUUUAUCAUUGUUUUAUGUCACUAGACUUACCAAGACUUGUGUCAAUAGUAGAUGUGAUUUUAGAAUUUAUUUUAUCUUUCACUGUACAGAGUGAUAUAUGUGCUGAGUUUGAGACUUGAAGGCUGUUUUCACAUUCACCUGCUGAAAAGGAAAAGCUUCUAUGUGCUCAUUAAAAAUCUGAUUU
Scomber scombrus (Atlantic mackerel) is the source of this 10275-nucleotide messenger RNA. RefSeq lists its product as uncharacterized. Gene Ontology annotation, molecular function: lipid binding. Bases 36 to 7940 code for a protein of 2634 amino acids. The record is from RefSeq and is a predicted model, not a curated record. Lineage: Eukaryota; Metazoa; Chordata; Actinopteri; Scombriformes; Scombridae. The transcript is spliced from 11 exons.